AUGGAGGCUGAGCACCGCAGGUUGAUGGCCGAAUGGAACAAGCAAUCGAAGGAUCUGGGCGCUAUCGGCACUGCACUGAAGCAGCUGAAGGAUCUAAUGAACAAUGCUGAUGCACUUCGGGGAGACGUAUAUGAAAUUGAAGUUUUAUGUGCGAUACUCAAUUCUGAUCUGGAAGCUUUCCAUGAAGCUAUCAGUGUCCUUAUCAGUUUCUACCAGUCCUACAGCUUGAACAAAGAAUGGCCGAAUAAAUGGCUGAUGAUUGGUUUGAAUCUGAUGUAUUUGUUGGCCACCAAACAACAUGCUCAGUUCCACAUGUUCCUUGAACAAAUCGAUCAGGAUGUCCAGCAAAACAAUCCAUACAUUUGGACACCGGUAAAGCUUGAACAAUCGCUGAUGGAAGGCGCUUAUAACAAGGUAAUCAGUUAA
This is a messenger RNA of Gongylonema pulchrum, 426 nucleotides long. NCBI's taxonomy places the organism in Eukaryota, Metazoa, Nematoda, Chromadorea, Rhabditida, Gongylonematidae. The record is from the annotation of a GenBank genome assembly.